This is a messenger RNA of Nannospalax galili (Upper Galilee mountains blind mole rat), 2692 nucleotides long. It is a transcript of the gene Atl1, whose product is annotated as atlastin GTPase 1. Gene Ontology annotation, molecular function: GTP binding; GTPase activity. The coding region runs from base 67 to 1977 and encodes 636 amino acids. Gene Ontology annotation, biological process: endoplasmic reticulum organization; protein homooligomerization. The record is from RefSeq and is a predicted model, not a curated record. Lineage: Eukaryota; Metazoa; Chordata; Mammalia; Rodentia; Spalacidae. The transcript is spliced from 15 exons.
GAGUCUGGCCCUGUGCUUUCUGCUGCUGGGUGCCAGCAUGCAAGAGACUGCUUCUCCAGCUCCGGAAUGGGAACCGCGCUGUCACAGGAGAAAAAUGAAGUGGGGAAAGGUGCCGGCCCUCUUAAAUCCCUGGAAGUCCCCUUGAGCCAUCUUGAGAGACAAUGGCCUCCUGCUUAUGAGUCUGCUUCCAAGAAGAAAGCAGCAAUCAGCAAUGAGAAUACAGAUCCCCAAACUUUGAAGAAUGAAGUUCUCACUGGCCGUCCUGGUUCCCCUAACCUGCAUGUACACUGCUCCAGGAGUGCAGUAUGGCCACCUGUGGAGCACGAGGAGGAGGGUGGGUUUUCAGAAAAGUCAAGCGAGUGGAGCUCAGAGGAAGAGGAGCCAGUGAAAAAGGCAGGGCCUGUCCAAGUCCUGAUUGUCAAAGACGACCAUUCCUUUGAGUUAGAUGAGGCGGCAUUGAAUCGAAUCCUUCUCUCCGAGGCUGUCAGGGACAAAGAGGUGGUUGCUGUGUCUGUUGCUGGAGCCUUUAGAAAAGGAAAGUCUUUCCUGAUGGACUUCAUGUUGCGAUACAUGUACAACCAGGAAUCAGUUGAUUGGGUUGGAGAUUACAAUGAACCACUGACUGGAUUUUCAUGGCGAGGUGGGUCUGAACGAGAGACCACGGGAAUCCAGAUAUGGAGUGAAAUCUUCCUUAUCAAUAAACUCGAUGGUAAAAAGGUUGCAGUAUUACUGAUGGAUACUCAGGGAACCUUUGACAGUCAGUCAACUUUGAGAGAUUCGGCCACAGUAUUUGCCCUUAGCACAAUGAUCAGCUCAAUACAGGUAUACAACUUAUCCCAAAAUGUCCAGGAAGAUGACCUUCAGCACCUGCAGCUUUUCACAGAGUAUGGCAGGCUGGCAAUGGAAGAGACAUUUCUGAAGCCUUUUCAGAGUCUGAUAUUUCUUGUUCGAGACUGGAGCUUCCCGUAUGAAUUUUCAUAUGGAGCUGAUGGUGGUGCCAAAUUCUUGGAAAAACGUCUCAAGGUCUCAGGGAACCAACAUGAAGAACUGCAGAAUGUCCGAAAGCACAUCCAUUCCUGUUUUACCAACAUUUCCUGUUUUCUGCUACCUCAUCCUGGCUUGAAAGUAGCUACCAAUCCAAACUUUGAUGGGAAACUAAAAGAAAUCGACGAUGAAUUCAUCAAAAACUUGAAAAUACUGAUUCCUUGGUUACUUAGUCCUGAGAGCCUAGAUAUUAAAGAGAUCAAUGGGAAUAAAAUCACCUGCCGAGGCCUGGUGGAGUACUUCAAGGCUUAUAUAAAGAUCUAUCAAGGUGAAGAACUACCACAUCCCAAGUCCAUGUUACAGGCCACAGCAGAAGCUAACAAUUUAGCAGCUGUCGCAACUGCCAAGGACACAUACAACAAAAAGAUGGAAGAGAUUUGUGGUGGCGACAAACCAUUUCUGGCCCCUAAUGACCUGCAGACCAAGCACCUGCAGCUGAAAGAAGAAUCUGUCAAGUUAUUCCGAGGGGUGAAGAAGAUGGGUGGGGAAGAAUUCAGCCGACGUUACCUGCAGCAACUGGAGAGUGAAAUAGAUGAACUCUACAUCCAGUACAUUAAGCACAACGACAGCAAAAAUAUCUUCCAUGCAGCUCGCACGCCAGCCACACUGUUUGUUGUCAUCUUUAUCACAUAUGUGAUUGCUGGUGUGACUGGAUUCAUUGGUUUGGACAUCAUAGCUAGCCUAUGCAAUAUGAUAAUGGGACUGACCCUAAUCACAUUGUGCACCUGGGCGUAUAUCCGGUACUCUGGAGAAUAUCGAGAGCUGGGCGCUGUAAUAGAUCAGGUAGCUGCAGCUUUGUGGGAUCAGGGAAGUACAAAUGAGGCUUUAUACAAGCUUUACAGUGCAGCAGCAACCCACAGACAUCUGUAUCAUCAAGCUUUUCCUGCACCAAAGUCAGAACCUACUGAACAAUCAGAAAAGAAGAAAAUUUAAUCCAAUUUAAAAAAAAUACAGGUGCAUGACCAUUUGUCAGUUAAAUAUAAAAUUUUUGUUUCCAUGCAAACAUUAAAGUGCUUCCAUCAGAAAAAGUAAAAUACCAAACAGCUCUGAGGACUGCAAAAACAGUUUAGUUCUUUUACUUCAGUGUUUAAUAAGCAGACGUAUGUGUGCAUGGUUAUUUGUUAACAUGUACAGUUUUCUGAAUUUUGUCUUUAAAUAUGCUGUUACCAUUUCAGGUAUUUCUAAAUCUAUGAGGACAGUAGAUGUGUCCUGCUUGACUUUACAAAGUUCUACUACUGGGUUACAAUUAAAUUAUGUAGUGUUAUUACACCAAGUUUGCAUAUAUUUAAUUAGUUUUCAUUAAGUUAUUUCACAUAGCUAUUUGUUAAAGCACAGCAUCAUAACUCAGCAGGCUUUAGUCUAUGUAAUCUUAUACCACAGGCUCUUAUUUUGAAAUAUAUUUAAGAGCUUAACAGUGCUUUACCAAAAACUAUUCAUUUUCUUUUAUAGUUAUAACUUAAUAUAGAAUGUAAAUCUCUUGAUCAAAAAUGCACAAAAAACUCUGUAAAUAUUGUUUGAGUUUCACCGCAUCGUAUAUUUUUUCAUUUGGUACACAAGAAAUGUAUUCUUCCUAAGUUUAUUCUUUUAACAUGUGAGCUAUUAAAAUUUGCUCUGGUUCCUAACAUUAAACAAAUGCUUACUAAAUCUA